Molecule: messenger RNA, 1829 nt
Organism: Triplophysa dalaica
Lineage: Eukaryota; Metazoa; Chordata; Actinopteri; Cypriniformes; Nemacheilidae
Gene: tmx4
Product: thioredoxin-related transmembrane protein 4
Exons: 8
Coding region: 17-925 (302 amino acids)
Source: RefSeq, a predicted model, not a curated record
CUGCUUGUUUUGAAUCAUGAGUUCCGGACUCAAUAUGGCGGGAUCGAGGCGCUUUGACGUGCAGAAAUGUCGCACCCUUUCCCGCUGGAUCUUUGCUGUGGUCCUGCUGCAAGUGUGUCGGGUGAACGCGCACGCUGACGGCGAUCGUGUCGUGGUCGUGGCCGAUGGCAACUGGACGCGGAUUCUGGAGGGAGAGUGGCUGAUUCAGUUUUAUGCCCCAUGGUGCCCGGCGUGUCAGCAUCUACAGACAGACUGGGAGAAUCUUGGCAGAGAAAGUGAAAGUUUGGGUAUAUCAGUGGGCAGAGUCGACGUUACACAGCAACCAGGUUUGAGUGGGAGGUUUCUGGUUACCACACUGCCCACUAUCUUUCAUGCUAAAGACGGAAAUUUCCGGAGGUAUGUUUCGUCACGGACCAUCGAGGAUCUUCAGGCAUAUGUUGUGGACAGAAAGUGGGCGUCAGUUGAACCUGUGCCAGGAUGGAGGUCACCGUCUUCUCUGCUAAUGUCAGGAACGGCUCAUCUGUUCCGCUUGUCAGUCUGGAUCAGACAAAUCCACACGUAUCUGACCAACACUUUAGGGAUUCCCUCGUGGGGUUCAUACGUGAUAUUUGCCAUCUUCACACUCUUUUUGGGUCUGAUUCUGGGUCUGAUACUGGUACUGAUCGCUGACUGCAUUUGGCCAUCUAGACCAAAGCACAAAUCCGUUGUGAUUGUGAGGGAUGAGGCGUCAGAGGAGGAAGCGGAGGAGAAGCGCACAUCUGAUAAUGAAAGCGAGAGAGUGUCUGGUGAAGAAUCCACUGAAGAUGAGGCUCUUUCAUCAGACACGGCAGUCAGUGGCAGCGACCGCUCUCCACCAGAGGGGGCAGCAGAGAGCUCGGUGAGAAAACGCAAACCGCAGGGUUCACACCCUUCAGAGGAGACAUAAUGACCGCUGUUUACACCAAAAACAAAGAAGAGAUGUCCAUAUCUACAGGAUAAGCAAGGCGAUGCCAGCUUUCCCUGCAGAACACGGUGUGUCCAUUUGAUGCUUUCACUGCGGUCCAGUUAGUUUUACUGUGUGUUGAUUACAUUUAUUGCCAGAGGUCUGAUGCCAAACCUUCACAUGAUGAUUUUAUAUUUUGUAUAAACGCGGACCAUGUGGAUGAGUUUGCGCAUCUUUUGAAUGCAUGUUUACAGCGUGAAUCUCACCAAACAUCCGGCUCACAUCAUUUACUGCUUUUUUGUGCUGCCAUUAAUUUAUACAAAUGUUUUAUUAUAAAGGAUACUGUAUUACAGUAAUUUAGUAGUUUUUAUACUAUAAUAUAACCGAAGAAAACACAUUUGCCAGAACCAGUAAAACUCAAAAUGGAUGUGCCUAAUAUUCAUAAAACUGUCUUAACACAAAAUUCAACUUGCUUGAUUUCUCUUGAGAUGUUUGAGUUCUUGGCAUGUUUUGUGAGAUUGGUCAGACGCUCCUUUCGUGUUGUUCUGUAUUUGGUGUCGAUGAUUGUUUUUAUGUUUGACGUUCCUGUCGUACGACUCAAUUCCUGCAUUUGUAAUCCAGCUGUCAGAGAACGUUCUUACAGUAUCUGCUGUCAUGAUGCAUAAUGAAUAUUAAACAGUGUAUUAUAGAACAUUAUUACAUGUGUUUUACAUACGAGCUCUCAGGACAAGCGUUUCUCAACAGUUUGUACAAUUAUUCCAGUGAUUAUAAUUUGCACAACAGAACUUUGACGGUGUCUUCAGUAUUGAAGUGAAUGCACUCUUUGACGGCUCAAUUGCCUUUCAUUUUUGAUACUAUUGACAGACUGUUGAAACGUUGUGUAGCAAAUAAAUGUUUGCCUGAUGAA